AUGAAUUCGAACAAAGUUUCAUUUUCUGUGCCAAGAUUCAAUUUUCAUUUUCAUCCAACAAAACAAUUCUUCGAGACUUAUUUGGCAAAUGAAGCUGGAUUAUUGUUAAAGCUAAUAAUCGCACAUAAUUCUGUUCGUAACUUAUUAGAAACUUUAUCACAUUGUCAACAUAUUGCAAGGGUGGAAUGGAAAAUGAAUGAAAAUCCGCCUCAUGAAGUCUCAGGUGUUUCUAUUUUCAGCCUCAUGAAUAAAUGCCAAAUAAACCAGCAAUUGAAUCCAUUUUCUAGGGUACAAUGA
Molecule: messenger RNA, 297 nt
Organism: Clunio marinus
Lineage: Eukaryota; Metazoa; Arthropoda; Insecta; Diptera; Chironomidae
Source: the annotation of a GenBank genome assembly